AUGAAGUGGACAGCGAUUCUCGUGGCGGCGGUGCUGACGGCCGCUCAAGCGCAGGCGAAGGACGACCUCCCGCCUGACGCGCAGCUGCGUAUUGGCGUCAAGCACCGCCCGACGGAGUGCACAGUGAAGAGCCGGCCGGGCGACAAGCUGUCCAUGCACUACACAGGCACACUGCGCAAGGACGGCUCCAAGUUUGACUCGAGUGUGGACCGCGACCAGCCGUUCGACUUUGAGCUCGGCGCUGGCCGCGUCAUUAAGGGAUGGGACCAAGGACUUGUGGACAUGUGCAUCGGUGAAAAGCGCCGUCUGACCAUUCCGUCGGAUCUGGCGUACGGUGACCGUGGGUCGCCCCCCAAGAUCCCCGCCAUGGCGACGCUGGUGUUCGACGUUGAGCUGCUGGACAUCACGCGCGAGUCCGAUGAGCUGUAG
This is a messenger RNA of Hyaloperonospora brassicae, 429 nucleotides long. The record is from the annotation of a GenBank genome assembly. NCBI's taxonomy places the organism in Eukaryota, Oomycota, Peronosporomycetes, Peronosporales, Peronosporaceae.